Molecule: messenger RNA, 4784 nt
Organism: Drosophila obscura
Lineage: Eukaryota; Metazoa; Arthropoda; Insecta; Diptera; Drosophilidae
Exons: 7
Coding region: 29-3688 (1219 amino acids)
Cellular component (GO): nucleus
Molecular function (GO): zinc ion binding
Source: RefSeq, a predicted model, not a curated record
CUGGGACUGGGACUGGAGUACAUUCACCAUGGACGACGAGCUAUGUCGUAUCUGCAUCGGGUCUCACGCGAGCGGCAGUCCCAUGCAAAUGAUUUCAAUAUUUGGCGAGGACUCGCUCUGGCAGAAGAUAACCACACUGGCCGACGUCCAGAUCACCAAGAACGACACAUUGCCGCAGCAGGUCUGCGUGGAGUGCGCCAAGACCGCAAUCUCGGCCUGCCUGUUCAAGAAGAAGUGCGAGGAUGCGGACAACUUCUACCGCCAGCAACUGCUGCUGAAGAAGAUCGACGGCGCGGAGAGGCAGAAGACGGGGGGAGCAGACAACCGAAAAGAGGAUGCCGGAGGGGAUCGGGCCAAGAGCAGAGGCUGCAGCACUGCCAGCAGCAGUGGCACCGCCAGCGGCAGUGGCAGUGGCAGUGCCACCGGGAGCGGAAGCAGCUCCUCCAGCAGCAGCUCCGACGAUGACGAAGAGGAGGACAAUGACAACGCAAAUGGCAAUGACGAUGACAAUGACAAUGACAAUGACAAUGAUAAUAAUAACAGGAGCGUAGCUGGGGAGGCGGAGACGGGUCUACAGAAUGGUCAUGGGCAUGGCAUUAAUGGGCACCUGGUCGGAGAUCCUAAUGACGAGGAUGAGGAGCAGGAGCAGGAGGAACAGCAGUUUGACCUGGAUGAUGGGCAGAGGCCUCUGCUCGAUGACGAGCAGCAGGAUCAGUCAGGCAUUGAACUCAGCAAUGGGGUUGGGGUGCUGCUGGGGGAUGGGGAAGAGGACUUGGAGGUGAUGAACCAUGAAGAGUCCCCCGACCACCACGACGAUGGCGAGAUACCCGUCCACGACGGUCACCCCAAGGAGCCGUUCGACUUCAACUCCAUACGCCUGAUGCAGGAGUACAUGCAGCACCAGAUGAACAAGUUUCCCAACGGUGGCGCGGGCUUGCCAGGCCACGACCUAGAUCUCGACCACCAGCACGAAGUGGAUGAGGACGACGAUGACGAGGAGAUGACACUGCCACUGAUUCCCGAAAUCGAGCUGAUUACGCCCGGCGAUGAUUCUAUGAUCGGCCCAGACGCCGCCGACCACUCGGAGGCCAUUGGGGCAGCCAAUGAGGCUGGACAGGUAAUGCGCGGGCAAGGAUUCCAGUGUCCGCACUGCUACCAGACCUUCGACAUGAAACAGAUCCUUAAGGCGCACAUGCAGAGCGUACACGGCGCUCCGGGGCCCGUCUACGAGUGCAGCAAUUGCCGCAAGACCUACUUCUACAAGCGGUUCCUGGAGAAGCACAUCCGACGCGGUCGCUGCGUCAAGAAGCGGCGCAACCAAACUCGGCCCAUGCAAUGUUCGGACUGCCAUGUCCUCUUCCCCACGGGCCACCAUCUGGGCUGGCACAAGCGCACCGGCUGUCCCUCCAAGGCGGCCAAGAUGCCCCUGCAGCAGCUCUUUAAGCAGAACAUUGUGCAGUUUAACAACUUCCCCAAGCGGGUCCCAGCCACUGGAGGAGGAGGUGGAGGGGGAGGAGGAGCCGGGGCAGGAGCAGGAGCAGGAGCAGGGGCAGGGCCAGCACGUAAGCCCACGGCUCCGGAUCUUCACGUGAACAACCGCAAGCUGGGCUUGGUUAAUAAGCGGAAGGGGCGGACCCGCAUCAAGCUAGACGCCAAGAAGAUCGCCCUGGCCAAGCAGCUGAUCCUGCGCGAGGCCACCACCACGGUGAUCGCCAACGAGCUGAACAUCUCGCGCACUUUUGCCUGGCGUCUGCGCAAGAGCCUCGUCAACGGAGUCAGUCUGCACGAGCGUGUGGUGGACCAGGCCGCUGAGGAGCAGCUCCAUCAGCACCAGCAGCAUGUCCAGGCGCUCCAGCAGCAGGAAGAAGCUGCAGUCGCUGCAGCAGCUGCAAUCGCGGCAGCAGCUGAGCGGGAACGGGAGCAUCAGCAUCUGAGUCUGCCCUAUGGCCACCUUGGCCUGGGCCUGAUCAAGGAGGAGCGGCAGGAUAGCGAGGACGAGGAGCAGCAGCAGCUCCACCCUCAGCAUCAGCAUCAGCACCAGCACCAGCUCCACAGCUCGCUGGUCUUAGGCGACGAGUGUGGGGCGGAUGAGAUUGGUGCAGAGGAGACGGCCGGCUACAUGGGCGACGAGGAUGCCGUGUGCAGCCUGCUCCACAAUGGCUACGAUAUGCGCGCCCAGCUGGAAGACCCCGAUCCAGACUCUGAUCCCGUCGAGCACGACUCCUACGAGGGCAACGAGAACGAGCGUCAUUCCAAUGCUGGCGGGGCCAACUCUGUCUUGCUCCCGCCUCCGCCGUUGGCCCUGGCUCCAGUCCAGGUGCCAGUGCAUGUGCCCUCGCGACCCACUGUCGAGGUCUACAAGCGUCUGCUGGCCGAGUCGCCACAUUUUCCACACAUCGUCAACGCCCAGCAGUUGCAGCUACACCAGCAGCAACAGCAUCGGGAGCAGCUACAGCAUCAGCAGAAGCCAGCCCACAAUGGAGCAAUGCCGUUGCUCACCCGCUAUCCGCCCGCCGUCAUCCAUGCCCUCCCCGUGAACCUGUCCCUACGCUCCAUGGCCCACAUGAACAGCAACGAGAGCAAUGGCAGCAACAGCAGCAACACCCCCGUCGCCGUCCUCGCGCCCCAUGCAGGCGCGACUGCAACGCCAGCGUCAGCCUCAACUUCAACUUCAACAGCGACAGGGUCGGGAUCUGGUUCUGGUUCUGGCUCUGCAAAGAAGCCGCGCAAGCCGAACGUCUUCAUCGAUGACGAGAAGUACGCCAUGGCCAAACUGCUGGUAGCCCAGAAUUCCUCGACCAUGGAGAUAGCCCGAGCGCUCAACGUAUCGCAGAUGACGGCCUGGAAGGUGCGCGAUGCUAUACUAAAAGGCGUGCCCCUCUCCUAUCGUAACAAGCGCACCGACGGACGCCUUUCAGCGCUCGGCGACGAGUCGCGCGUAGCGGAGCUGCCCUCUGCCAAGGAGCAUCAGGCCCAGCAGUUGGCCCAGGAGCAGGAACUACAACAGGCACACCAGCGUCAGCAGGCACUGCAGCAGGCCCAGCAAGAGCGGCAGGAGCGCCAGAAGGGGCUGCAGCAGGAAAUGCAGCGGCAACAACAGCAGCAGCAGCUUGAGCAGAUGGAGCGCAUUAAGCAGCAGCGCCAACGGCAGGAGUUGAUCCGCCAGCAACAGCAGCAGCAGCAGCAACAACAACAACAGCAGUUGCGUCAUCAGACGACAGCGGACACAUCACACUUUCAACAGCAGCAGCAGCGACAGCUUCCACCACCGAAGCUGCCGCUUCCGCGUCGCCGCCUAAAGGCCGCCGAACGGGAGCUACGGGACAAGAAUAUCACCCGGGAGAUACUCGAACUGAUCGAGGAGGAUAGCAACAUCCAGUACUGGAAAGUGUCGGCUCGCCUGGCCGAAAAGGGCAUCAACAUUUCGCCGUCGUCCGUCUGCCAGAAGCUCAAGUCGAUGGGUAUUCAUCGUCGCUGGAAGCCAGGCGACAAGCCCUCCAUGCUGGCCAUCAGCCAGAUAAAAGCGGCCACAGUGGCAGCGGCGCUGGCAGUCGGAGGAGUAGGAAUGGGCGUGGGUGCCAGCAGUGGAGGGAGUGGCGGCCAUAACUUUGGCGGAGUCGAUGAUGGAUACGAGCAGCAGCAAUUCGAUAUGGGCGGACCACACUUUCUCAGUGCCUUCACGCGAUGAAUGAAUAGAGAACAGGCGCAGGCCAUCACCUGGCACCUCCUGGCAUUCUCUGUGCACCGCCCCCGCACCGCCUGGCACAACUGCACCGCGCCCCAUAAUUUUAGGUAUUAUAAAUCUUGGAUAGAUCGGCACAAUUUGUAUUUUUUAUAAAGUAUUUGGGGGAGGAGGGCAGGAAUGCUCUCUGCAACAUGAAAUUGUAUUCAAUAUGAGAUAUACAUAGUUAUACAUAUGCAUAUGUAUAUAUGUGCAUAUGUAUAUGCAUAGGUAUAGGUAGAACUAGAUAUAUAUACAUAUGUAUAUACAAAAUAUAUGCUAAGCAUUCCUAGAAUGUCGCACACCCACUGAUUCACACACAGCCACACUUGUGCACAUGGCGUGUUCAUUCCAGGGAAACCAUUUCCGCGCUUCAUGUGUUUUUCCAGGCAGCUUCCUCUUCUACAGAGAGACACACAUUUAGUUGUUAGUUUUGAUCAUAUAUUAUUUAUAUUCAUUGAUUGCAUGUCCCCCCCGUUUGUGGGAAAUGGAUUCGAAGAUUCGCAUUGCUAAUUUUGUCCAUUCAUCAGUGGACUUCGCCUCCGCACGCAUGCAGUUUAUUCAGUACUGAACUUAAAUUUAGUUAAAUUAAUGUAUCAAGCAACUAAACGCAAGUAAACAACAGAAAGCAGAACAGACAGCAGCACAACAGGAAACAGAACAAAGCAAAUGAAGCAGAACAAACAGCAGCAAGAGACAAGAGCAGGAGAGUUAAUAUACAUAUAAAGCGGAGCAUGAGAAAGCUAGCAAUAUAAGUGCAAUUAAAACAAACAAAAACUAACUAAAGAUAGGAACACAGAUAAAUGUAUCUUAAAGAUAAUAGCCAGGGUGACAAGAGGGAAAAAAGGGGGAGGAAGGAAAAGAGGAGAAUCCAUACAAAUUCAUUAAUUUUGGCUAACCUGAAAUAAAUCCUUGAGCUCUACUUUUUAAAUUUAUCAAACCGUAUCUAAAACUCGUUCGAAAAAAUAGUUUGAAAAUCGAUCUACUCAUAAUUUAUCGAUGAUUAAUGUGAAUUGCAACCCCCAUGCGAUGGCCAUCACUGACUAAAGUCCGCUGCUUGCUG